UUGUUGAUUCAGUCUUCCAAGAAACCAUGUCUUCUGCACAGGACGGGACUUUUCCCACAGUGAAACUUUCAAAUGGGCUGCAAAUGCCAAUGCUUGGAAUAGGUACAUCCCGGGUUGGAGGAUUCUCUCAAGAUGCUGUUCUGUAUGCAGUCCGUGAGUGUGGCGUACGCCUCAUUGACACUUCAAAGUUUAACGGCUUUGAGGUGCAGCUGGCUGAAGUUUUCAGAGAUAGUGGGGUACCCCGAAGUGACCUGUGGGUCACCAAUAAACUCUGGCCAUUGGACUAUGGAUAUGAAACUGCCAAGAAGGCCUUUCAGAAAUCCUGCUCCCAGAUGGGAGUGGAAUACUUAGACAUCUACAUGUUGCAGUGGCCCAACUCGAUGCAGCCUGGAAGCUCCAACAGAGAACUGAGAGCUGAGUCCUGGAGAGCUUUGGAAGAUCUUCUUGAACAGGGGUUGUGUCGUUCCAUUGGGGUUAGCAACUUUGUGAUUCACCACCUGGAACAGAUAAAGCAGGACUGUACAGUGGUGCCACAUGUUAAUCAAGUGGAGUACCAUCCGUACCAGCAGCCCCAUAAGCUGAUGGAGUACUGCCGUCAGGAGGGUAUCGCCUUUCAGGGGUACUGCCCUCUGGCCAAGGGUCAAGCUUUAAGCGACACCACUAUUAUCCAGCUGGCACAGAAGUAUGGACGAACACCUGCUCAGAUCUGCAUCCGCUGGAGUAUUCAGAAUGGAGCCAUUACAAUACCAAAGUCAACCAAAAAGGAGCAUGUAGAAGAAAACUGUCAGGUGUUUGGAUUCCAGCUGGAGGAGGAAGACAUGGAGGCUAUAAAGAACUUGCACGAUGGGAGACAUGUUUCCUGGGAUCCAACAAAUGUGGAGUAACACAAGGCAUGUUUGCUGCAGAAGUAAAUAACUAAUGUCUGCUGAUUAAAAAAUCAUUUUCAUUGGU
Sebastes umbrosus (honeycomb rockfish) is the source of this 951-nucleotide messenger RNA. RefSeq lists its product as uncharacterized. Gene Ontology annotation, molecular function: oxidoreductase activity. Lineage: Eukaryota; Metazoa; Chordata; Actinopteri; Perciformes; Sebastidae. The record is from RefSeq and is a predicted model, not a curated record. The coding region runs from base 27 to 884 and encodes 285 amino acids. The transcript has 7 exons.